Molecule: messenger RNA, 567 nt
Organism: Suillus paluster
Lineage: Eukaryota; Fungi; Basidiomycota; Agaricomycetes; Boletales; Suillaceae
Product: kinase-like domain-containing protein
Exons: 2
Coding region: 1-567 (188 amino acids)
Biological process (GO): protein phosphorylation
Molecular function (GO): protein kinase activity; ATP binding
Source: RefSeq, a predicted model, not a curated record
AUGUAUGGUUGUCUCUUUGUAUAUGUCGUACUAAUUUGUAAGUCUCAGGGAAAUGUACUGAUCGAUGGCUCUGGAAAUCCCCGUCUCACAGAUUUUGGUCUCGCCGCAGUUAUGGAGGAACCAAAAUUGCAACUAGGGCUUACGACUGUGGCACGUGAUUUAAACUCUCGAUGGCGUGCGCCCGAAGUCAUGGGAAUACGCGAUCCCGCACGACCGAUUUCCAGAAGUGAUAUUCAGCCCGAAUUCCUGCCUGAAUCUCCGCCCGCCCGCCCGACUUUCAUGAGUGAUAUCUAUUCCCUUGGUAGUAUCAUGUUCUUGAUCAUCCCGGGGGAUAUGCCAUGGAAGGGCCAAAAUUCAAGUCAAAUAUCCAUUCAGCUGUCGAAAAAGGCCACUCCCACACGUCCCCAGAACAUCCCUGAUUGUAUCUGGAACUUAAUCCAAAGUUGCUGGUCAUGGGCGCCGGUGGAUCGUCCGGAGUCUACAGAAGUCCUUGAAUCCCUCAAUCAAAUCGGUAUCAAUUUCUUGCAGGUUCGGCGGUCCAUAUAUCUCGCGCUGGCAAAAUCCUGA